AUGCCUGCAGAAGAGGAACAAGCACGGGCAUAUCAUGCCACCAAGAAGGCCUUCGAAAGCAGAACCCGCCAUAUUUUUCCCUACGUUGUCGAAGUGUCCAUCGAUGGCGGAUGCUGCUGGAGCAGUGCUUCAGAGCAAGCGCCCAAAGCACGCGUCUUAUUUGCCAACUUCCCUCAGAGAGUGACGCAUGUGACCCCCAACAACAUUGCGGUAGAGGGCGGCGACAGCUUCGGCGCAGUCCACGAAAUGAUGGCGGCACGUCUGACGGCGUGCGCUAACCUCGACGAAGGGAGUGAGGAGUUCAACGUCUAUGUGCCUGAUGCGCUGGAACGGGAACACGGUUUCUCUUACUCGGUCUUCGUCCCAGCGAAGAUCGUAACAGUGGAGAGAGGCAAUGCGGAAAGGGGACGAGGCGGAGACGGACUCGCGAACAGUGGAGAGGGCCAUACUCUUGCCGUCCAGUGCGUUUCGCCGGCCCUAGACCCAACGGUCCUCGAAAAUUUCGAUACGUUUGUCGACGUUGGGCUAAACGGCGUGCACUUUACUGAUAGACCGCAGAGCCUCCGCGUCCUCGAUGUGCAGGUGCUAGGCAUUUCUCCUGAUGUCGGGUCGGGUGAUCGGCAAACCAAGGUGCACAUCCAAGCAAACGAAUGCUUUGAGUCCGAAAACACCGCCGUUCUUCUUCGUUUCCCGGAUGGUACUGAAGAGAUCUUGCCAGCUCAUGUCGACCUGGAAUCUCAACGCAUUAGCUUCUGGAUGCCUCCUAAGAAGUCGCCGCAACAUCCUCGACCGGACAAGGAACUUGCAGAUGUCGCCGACGAAGUGUCGAACGAUUCUUCCGAAAAAGCUGUUUCCGAGGAAACUAACAAACGAAGCUCGGCUUCGUUCAAUGAAAGGACACGUUGUGGUGCUCCCGACAGCCCAAGCGCCAGCCAAGUUGAAGACGGUCUCGCGCCUUCAAAUCAGUCGGAUCAUGAGGAUCAGAUCUUUGUUUUUCUCUCCUUCAACGGUCAAGUCUUCAGCAGACAACCUGCUGUUUUCACGCAUUACUGUCGAGAUCUGUGUGCACAAUAUGUCUUUGCUUACACCAUCUCGGAGAAUGGAGAUUUUUUCGAGGCAGAUCUGGACAACGUUCUAUCGCCCCACACCCAUAUCGUAGUCUCUGUCCAGUCAGCGAUUGCGAGCAACAGCGCCCAGGUUCGGCUUACUCUUCUUCGCUCCGGCAACCCGGCUGCACGAGACUUUCUUUCCUGCCUUCAUGAUGAGAUGCCUCCUCUCUCCGCAGCGGCCUCGCCCACCGACGCGGACAACGAUAUGCCUUCCCACACAAGCUCUGCGCAAGAGGUCCCGUCACCUGCAGAAGAAGCGGUUUACCGCGUUAUUUACCUGGAUGCCCAAAUAGAUUUAGAGCCGCAGCCGCUCACGCUCAUGCCCGAUCCGAACCGUUCAAAGAGGAAACCUGGAGGGGCCCGUGUGAUGGAUAACCAGAGAGGGAAAAGUGGCCCUGGAGCAGCUGGCAGCGCAGGUCGAGCGAAGGCAAAAACUGCCUCUGGAGGCGGCACAGCCACUCCUGGAGCAGCAAACGUCGCCGGGGGAGGCCAAGAGGGAAAGAGCCCGCCGCCUGGACUAGGAGGACCUCGAGAACAGACUGGAAGCUCCGGAGGAAGGAAUGCGGCUUUUGUCGGCGGGGCGGCAGCGCGAGGAAGAAGAAGAGAGAAGACGGAAAAUGCAGGACCCGACGGCGCAGAUGAAAAAUCACGGGAUCCAACGCUAGCAUUUAUUACUCCAGAGCUCACUCUCCCCGCGUUGACCGUGGAAGAGCAGCAGGCAGAGGCGCCGGAAGAGUUCGUCUUCGCCGUCUGCGAUAUCUCUCUUGACGGACAGAGAUUCAUCCCCGUCAAAGAGGCUAGAGUCCUCCGACUCCAGUGCAGCGUCGACACGAACCGACAAAGUGCUCACGUCCAAGUGAUUUAA
Neospora caninum is the source of this 1974-nucleotide messenger RNA. RefSeq lists its product as hypothetical. Bases 1 to 1974 code for a protein of 657 amino acids. The record is from RefSeq and is a predicted model, not a curated record. The transcript has 7 exons. Lineage: Eukaryota; Apicomplexa; Conoidasida; Eucoccidiorida; Sarcocystidae.